AUGGGUUCAUCAUUCACCAGAAUGCUGUCCUAUUUUCCUAGAAAGGAACAAAUUCGUAUACUUAUGUUGGGUCUCGACGCAGCAGGUAAAACGACUGUUCUUUAUAAGAUGAAACUCGGUGAAGUCGUGACAACGAUUCCUACGAUUGGUUUCAAUGUUGAAACACUUGAAUUUAAAAAUCUUAGCGUCACAGCUUGGGAUGUCGGUGGUCGCGAUAAAAUCCGACCUUUGUGGCGACACUAUUAUCAAAACACCAAUGCCAUAGUUUUUGUAGUCGAUUCAAACGAUCGAGAACGAAUAAAUGAUGCUUCCGAACAGUUGCAUUCGAUGAUCAAUGAAGAUGAACUUCGUGACAAGCCGCUUCUCAUCUUAGCUAAUAAACAAGAUUUACCAAAUGCAAUGUCGACUAUUGAAUUACAAGAUAAGCUUGGUUUGGAUAAGUUGAUUGGCCACACGAUAUGGUGCGUCCAAGCAACAGUAGCUACAACAGGCGAUGGUCUUUACGAAGGUUUUGAAUGGUUGUCAAAGGCAGCGGUAAACAAAAAUGAUAAUAUAUCACAGCCACUAAAAGAAACAAUAUGCGACUCGAAAAUGAUGAAAGACGACAUCCUGUCGAUGUUUUAUUCAAUCAAUGUAAAAUCAAUAUUUGCUAAAAUCAUUCAACAAUGA
Rotaria sp. Silwood2 is the source of this 669-nucleotide messenger RNA. Lineage: Eukaryota; Metazoa; Rotifera; Eurotatoria; Philodinida; Philodinidae. The record is from the annotation of a GenBank genome assembly.